AUGCUGGAGGUUGGUGAGACUAUGGAUUCAUCGAGAGUCGUCAGAAACGACAAUGCUGCGUUUUGUUCUACCAUGAAUGUCUUUCAAAACAUGUUUUCCUGUGGUUCACCUGCAACGUACACUCGUAGUCAGCUCCGACAGAUAGACGAAUGCGACUAUGACAAGAACCCAACAAGGUUGUAUAAGGCAAUUGAGAACCUUAACUGGGCAAGUGUAUUGGACUUCCUGCUAGAAGGAACAUGGCAAGACUCUGGAUUCGAAAAGAUUUUUCCCGAGACAGAUGCAAAUCCACCUGCGAAGCAAGCUGGAAUGUGGGUUACAAAAUUUGAUGAGGACGGAAAGGUAGAAUGGAGUCGGAUACCUUUACAUGCAGCAGUGAUCAAUGGGGCCCCAUAUACGAUCGUGAAACGACUGAUGGACCUAUUUCCGGAAGGUAUUCGAUGCACCGAUGAUAAAGGCAUGCUUCCCCUCCACCUGGCCAUCAAGCAUUCUUCGACAGCAAACAUUUUAAGACUUCUCCUUGAGAAAUUUCCUGAAGCAAUGUUUGCAAAGGAUAAUACAGGCAAUGGACCUUUUCAAAUGAAGGAAGACGAACGCACAAGAAUCAUGACAAUCAUCACCAAUUAUACUACCAAAAGAAUCCAAGAGGAAUGUGGACAAAUAGAACAGAAGCGACUGCAAACGCUCCAGAACGACUUGGCAAAGCAAAGAGAAGCCAAUGAAGAGUUAGAAGCAAAGCUCACAUUAAAAAAUCAAGUGAUUGUACAAAGCACCAAGGAGAAGGAACAGACCCUUCGCCAACUUGCAAAGUAUCAACAAUCACCUCAAUCGUUGCCAUUGCUACUAUCAUCGAACGCAAGCGACGAAGUCUUCAAUGCGCUUGAAGGUACACAGCGCCGGAUUCAGGACUUGGAAUAUAGGAUGAGGAAUAACAAUCAUCAUCAUAGCUUUGAAUCCUCCCAAGUGCAAAAUGAAAUGGCCGAGACAUCGGCAAUCAAUAGACUGGAUCGAGAAUUAAGAGCAGAGAAACGACGGUUAGAAGAAAAGAACAGGAUGAAUCGGCAGUUACGAGGUGAAAAGGAAAAGUUAGAAGACGAGCUGCGGAGGAGUAAACAACAAGUGCGCAGAAUCACCAAGGAACGGAUGACAGAUGAUCUGAAGUACUGUCAGCAAAAGAUGGAAGAGUUGGACAAGGGGGCGGCUCACAAUGGUUUCAGCCACCAAAUGAAACAGGAAGAUCCGAUUGGAUUGCAAGAAAGAGACGAGGUUGAAGAUUUUCGAGAAGAGGAUGAUUUGGAACGAAGAAUACGGCAAAGCCAAGAAACUGUGAGUCGUUUGCUGCAAAGAAGCAAAGGUGGACCAAGAUCUCGGUCAUCCAGAGACCGACAGCUUCUGCGAAAUCAGAAAUACGGCCAUGCACGACAUUCCGAUGAAGUCAGCGAAAUGACUCCUGUGUCAUUUAGUGGUCGAAGUACAGAAGACGUCCGAGGUGGCCUCCACAAGAUGAUGAAAAACAAUCUAAUGCAAAAGGAAACUGGCAUCAGAGAUCGAAUAUCACGGAUGCGGCACUACCACGUGUAA
Molecule: messenger RNA, 1581 nt
Organism: Cylindrotheca closterium
Lineage: Eukaryota; Bacillariophyta; Bacillariophyceae; Bacillariales; Bacillariaceae
Source: the annotation of a GenBank genome assembly